CAAGGGAUAAAUACAGAGGCUGGGCUAGGAAGUGGAGUUGGAGAGGGUUUGGAAGCCGGGAAAGGGCUGGAGCCGAAGGCCGGGGCUCUCCCUCCCGUUCCAGUCGGGAACACAGAGAGCGAGAGACCCGCACCCUGAACGCAAAGGAGCACAGAGUCCGAGCACACAUCUCCAGUUCCUCGCACGGCUGUGUCCAGAGCCCGGACACCCCUGGGAUCCAGCACACAUACGCGGACGAGCAUUUCACCCUCCCAGUCCUGCAGGUGCUUCUCUGGCUUCUUUCUUUUCUGAAGACGGCAAGUGCCCGUGACGAGGAGUUGGUCUCAGAGGCAGCUUGAAAUUCCUCAGCCCAGGGCAUCUCCCUCCAGCUUUGGGGGUGCCCCAGGGACCUGUCCUGUGUGUGUUCCCUCUGCUGAAGUCCCAGCACUGCCUGCUCUGGGUAUCCUCUGCCCUCCGAUGCAGGGAGACUGUAAACGCUACUUUCCAGGUUGCUGCACUGGGGAGAGUUGUUCUCCCAAGACUUGUUCCUUGAACGCUCCGAGGGAGCAGAAACGCUUGGCUUUGCUCUGGCCAGAGCCGCAGCCGCUGUGGUGGCCACGCCUGCUUCUGCCCGUGUUUGCCAGCAGCAGAACCUGCCUGACACCCAUCCCGAAGCUGUCGCUAUGUCAACGCUGGCUUCUCUGCAGGUGCUGCUCAACUCCCUGAACUCCACUGCCCCCAGCAACAGGACCGACAAGCCGGCCAACAGGAGCAGCGCCUGGUGCCAGGGCGUCUUCAUCCCCAACGAGCUCUUCCUGACGCUGGGCCUCGUCAGCCUGGUGGAGAACGUACUGGUGGUCACGGCCAUCAUUAAGAACAGGAACCUGCACUCACCCAUGUACUACUUCAUCUGCUGCCUGGCUGUGUCCGACAUGCUGGUGAGCGUCAGCAACCUGGUGGAGACCUUGUUCAUGCUGCUGAUGGAGCACGGCGUGCUGGUCCUCCAGACCAGCAUCGUCCGCCAGAUGGACAACGUCAUCGACAUGAUGAUCUGCAGCUCCGUGGUGUCGUCCCUCUCCUUCCUGGGGGCCAUCGCCGUGGACCGGUACAUCACCAUCUUCUAUGCCCUGCGCUACCACAGCAUCAUGACCAUGCAGCGGGCGGUGAUCAUCAUUGUGGGCAUCUGGGUCGCCAGCACCAUCUCCAGUAGCAUUUUCAUCGCCUACUACAAGAACAACGCCGUCAUCCUCUGCCUCAUCGGCUUCUUCCUUUCCAUGCUUAUCCUCGUGGUGGGGCUCUACAUCCACAUGCUCUCCUUGGCACACCACCAUGCCAAGAACAUCUCCAGACUGCAGAAGAAACGCACCGUCCACCAGAUGACCAGCAUGAAGGGGGCGGUCACCCUCACCAUCCUGCUGGGGGUCUUCUUCAUGUGCUGGAGCCCCUUCUUCCUGCACCUGACGCUGAUCGUCACAUGCCCCAAGAACCCCUUCUGCACCUGCUUCUUCAACUACUUCAACCUCUUCCUCAUCCUCAUCAUCUGCAACUCGGUGAUAGACCCGCUCAUUUAUGCUUUCCGGAGCCAGGAGCUGAGGAAAACCCUGAAGGACGUGGUGCUGUGUUCCUGGUAACUCAGGCAUGGCCGAGGGGCUGAGGAGGCCUGUUGUAGCCGGGGUUCCUGCUCUCAGAGGUAACUGCAUGGCCAUCUUGCAGCCCACAGCACAGCGCCUCCUAGUGUGCUUGGGAGGCAGAGACGCCAUUUGCAAGGGGCACCGGUCAGUUCCCAUCAGAUGUCGGUGGCGGAAAACCAAGCAGGGUUUUGUUUGUUUUGGGGGUUGGAGACAGUUUAGCUGCUGAACAGCACCUAGCGCCUGCCCGAGGGGAUGCCAGUGCCUGCAUCAGCCCAUCCCCUCCCACCCUGGGGCAGGUGCAGAACAUGGCAGGGCCUUGGGCACAGCAGCUGCUGUUUCUGGCCAGCUUUCUGGUGAGGUCCCAGGGCACAGAAUCUACGGUUCUCCCGCCACUGGAGAAGCACGUGAGUGAGUUCCAGCUGCUCCAGGGCUGCUGCUCGGUUCUGUCCCCAAGUAGGGAUUCCUGUAACUCCCUCUGCUGCUUCCUGCCCAGGCAGAAGGGCUGGUAACUCUAGGCCAGGCUCUCUAGGCUGGGAACUAGACAGGCAAUGAGUCUGCCCUUUUGUAGAGCUCGCUCCUGCUGGCUGCCUCCCCCUCCCCCAGGUGCUGGGCAAGGAGUGUGGAAGAGCCCGCCGGAGGGUCCCAUUGUCACUGUUCCGACUCUACAGCACGGAAUCAUAGAUUCAUAGACGUGCCGGGCUGGAAGGGACCUGGAGAGGUCAUCUCAGCCAGCCCCCAGCACCAGGGCAGGGUCACGUGAACCUAGAUCAUCCCCGACAGGUGUGUGUCCAGCCUGGUCUUUAAAACCAGCUUCCGCAACCUCCCUAGACAGUUUGUCCCAGUGCUUAACCGCCCUUACAGGUAAGACUUUUUCCUGAUGUCCAACCUGAAUCUCCCUUGCUGCAAUGUAAACCCAUUGCUUCUUGUCCUGUCCUCAGCGGUUCAGGAGAACAAUGUAUCACCCUUCUCUUUUUAACACCCUUUUACGUACUUGAAGAUUGUUAGCAUGUGUCUCCCCCACCCCGUCUCACCUUCUCCAGACUAAACAAAUCCAGUUUUUUUCAAUCUUCCCUCGUAGGUCGUCAGCCUUUCUAGCCCUUUAGUUGUUGUUGUUGCUUUCCUCUGGACUUUCUCCAGUUUGUCCACAUCUUUUCUGCAAUGUGGGGCCCAGAGCUGGACACAAUGCUCCAGUUACAGACUAAUCAGCGCGGCUUAGAGCGGAAGAAUUGCAUCUCAUGUCUUGCUUACAACACUCCUGCUAACACAGCCCAGAAUGAUGAUCGCUUAUUUUGUAACAGCGUCACAUAAUUGACUCAUAUUUAGUUUGUGAUCCACUAUAACCCCUCCAUCUUUUUCUGUGGUCCUUCCUAGACAGGCAUUUCCCGUUUGUAUUUGCAAAACUGAUUGUUCCUUCCUAAGUGGAGCACUUUGCAUUCGUCAUUGAAUUUCA
Molecule: messenger RNA, 3060 nt
Organism: Chrysemys picta bellii (western painted turtle)
Lineage: Eukaryota; Metazoa; Chordata; Testudines; Emydidae
Source: RefSeq, a predicted model, not a curated record